AUGAUCCACUCUGCUUCCGACGCCUCAACGCUUGUUUCGCCAACCAAAAGCGUCCUGCACUCGUCACUGCUACAACCGGAAUCCAUGACAGCCCUGGCUACCAUGGUAGGGGGCAACAAGACCGCCAUGAAGAGGAAUACGAGAGCAUUCAUUGGUGAGAAGACAGAGCUGCCCCUGCUUGGGCCUCAGUCAGAGAAAAUGUCCAAGGAAGAUGAGAAGACGGACGUAGAACCGCACAGGGAGGGCUCUAUUGGCACAUCGACGAGCCAAAGUAGCCGCUCAAGCCGCCAGACGAGCCUCGAGUGCUCACCCACGACUGCUGCGACGUCGUUGGAUGCGGAUCUGUCAGAGUUGGGCAGAGAGGAACAAUUCAGCCUCCCCGACGCACUUCGCGAUAUCGAGCCUCCUCAUGCCGUUCAAGCCUACAGCCACAGUGCCAAAGAUCUCCCGCGGCCAAACCCUACGCUCCCACUCAUCCCCUCGGAUGGGCGCCCCAAGAAUUUUGGUAUCGUUGUUCCUGGAGUAUACCGAAGUAGUUUUCCGCAGAGCGAAGAUUACCCUUUCAUCGAGAGCCUCGGGUUGAAGACUAUGGUCACAUUGGUCCAAAAGGAUUUCCCGGAGGGCUAUGAUACUUUCCUCAGCAAAAAUGGUAUCAAGCAUCACGUCUUCGACAUGAAGGGCACCAAGAAAGAGGCAAUUCCCAUCACGACGAUGAAGGCCAUCCUCCGACUGGUGCUCAACACAGCCAAUCACCCACUCAUGAUUCACUGCAACCACGGAAAGCAUCGCACUGGCUGUGUGGUUGGGAUUGUUCGCAAGACUCUUGGCUGGGACGUGAACAAUAUCCUCGACGAGUACCGGAGUUAUGCCGAGCCCAAAGUCCGCGAGACAGAUGUCAACUACAUCCAGGGAUUCGAAAUGGCCCAAAUCUCAAACCUUUUCUCCAAGGACAAUACGAUGUUGGGGCGAUUUGCGUCGCCCAGGUUCGCCCACUCUACGGCCGUGGCCAUCAUUUUCCUGUUAUUCUGGUAUCAUUUUUCCGGAAUCUCGCUGCCAAAUUCGGAGGCGGCGGAUCGCAAGCUGCUCACACAGUAG
This is a messenger RNA of Sordaria macrospora k-hell, 1095 nucleotides long. RefSeq lists its product as uncharacterized. Gene Ontology annotation, cellular component: cytoplasm. The record is from RefSeq and is a predicted model, not a curated record. NCBI's taxonomy places the organism in Eukaryota, Fungi, Ascomycota, Sordariomycetes, Sordariales, Sordariaceae. Gene Ontology annotation, biological process: protein dephosphorylation. Gene Ontology annotation, molecular function: phosphatase activity; inositol diphosphate tetrakisphosphate diphosphatase activity.